AACGAAAAGAAUAUGCACAUCUUGAGCUAAGAAUUUUUUUAAAAAAAAUUGUUACAGAUUUAUAGUAGUAAUAAAUCAUCACAGUUCAGUCACACAUAUUGGUAUCAAUAAUUACAUGAAUUAUAUAUUUAAAAUAACAUACAUGUAACCACGCGUUAUGUACUUAACAUCAUAACUAUAUUUGGUCGUUGUUGGAAAAAUAGAUUGGACAUUAUAAUUCGAUAAUCUAGCCUAAACUCGGCCACUUUCAAACAGAAAACUGACCCCUUUCAAAUAGAAAAUGUCUUUUUUUUGUUGAUUUUAAUUGGUUAAAUUGACUAUAAUCCAUUUUUAUUUGGUUCAGAUUGAUCUUGUUGAAUUCCAAAUAUUUGGUCCACUUUUCUAGCAAUAAAAUAUAAUUAUAUCACACAUUUUACGUUAACCAUAUAGUUUGUGUAGUUAAUAUUGUGUAGAUGUGUGACUAUGUGAUUGCUUAUAGCUGGUAUAGUUGACAAUUUAUUUUUUAUUAUCCGAGUUGAUUAGAAUCCAAUCUGGAUUAGUAUUGCUUAUAGUUAUUUAACUUAUUUUAUUAGUAUUAGUAAGACCAUAAUGCCAAUAAAGUUUUAAAUAAUAGUGUGAGAUAUUAUCUUGACAUUAAACAAACACAUGUUGACUGUUAAGACUUUUGGACGUUAUUAUUUUAUCACUCAAAAUUAUGCAUGCCAAACUCGUCUUAAUACUUCAUUCACAUCGUGCAGUGUGCACCACAGGUCACAUGUGACGUAUACUAACAAAUCAUUUAACCAUAUUAUAUACACAUAAUUAAUAAUUAUAUUGAUUGUACAACUACUCCAUACUAUAUAAUAUGUCUAUAAUAUAUAGUGUCUGGUGUGGAUUUAGAGAAUCAUCGGCUGAUUUUCUCUUCAUCACUGAUUAUAUCCUUCAAACUAUAAAAGGGUUGACUUCCUUUUCUUUCUUAAGGUCAAAUCAAAGAGGGACCAACAUGGAAGAUGGUUGCAUGAUCAAAAAAGAUGUCACUGAAUUGAUUGGUUACACACCAAUGGUGUAUCUGAACAGAAUUGUUGACGGUUGCGUAGCCCGUAUAGCUGCUAAGCUUGAGAUGAUGCAGCCUUGCUCUAGCGUCAAAGACAGAAUCGCUUAUAGUAUGAUUAAAGAUGCAGAAGACAAAGGCUUGAUUAAGCCUGGAGAGAGUACGUUGAUAGAGCCAACGGCUGGUAACACUGGGAUCGGUUUAGCCUGCAUAGGAGCAGCAAGAGGCUAUAAAGUAACUCUCCUGAUGCCGUCAACGAUGAGCUUAGAGAGGAGAAUCAUUCUAAAAGCAUUAGGUGCAGAGCUCCAUCUCACAGACAUGAGCAUAGGCAUUAAAGGACUGUUGGAGAAAACUGAAGAGAUGCUAAACAAAACUCCUGGUGGUUUUGUUCCACAACAGUUUGAAAAUCUUGCAAACCCUGAGAUUCAUUACCAAACCACUGGUCCGGAGAUAUGGAGAGACUCAGCAGGGAAAGUAGAUAUUUUCAUUGCUGGUGUUGGAACUGGUGGAACGGUUACUGGAGUAGGGAGGUUUCUCAAGGAGAUGAAUAAAGACAUUAAGGUUAUUGCUGUGGAACCUACAGAGAGUCCAGUACUCAGUGGAGGAGAACCAGGUCGACAUUUGAUACAAGGGAUUGGUGCUGGUAUCAUCCCAGCCAAUUUGGAUUUAAGCAUUGUUGAUGAAAUCAUUCAAGUGACUGGUGAGGAAGCUAUUGAAACAGCCAAGCUUCUUGCUCUUAAAGAAGGAUUGCUGGUGGGAAUAUCCUCUGGAGCAGCAGCAGCUGCUGCGUUGAAGGUUGCAAAGCGGCCAGAAAACGCAGGCAAACUCAUUGCGGUGCUUUUUCCAAGUGGAGGAGAACGUUAUUUAUCAACCAAACUGUUUGAUUCUGUUAGAUUUGAAGCAGAGAAUUUGCCGGUUGAAUGAGUGGCCAUCUGUGACUCGGUUUGGUUGUGAUACAAGAUGUUUGUACCAAGAUUACAGUCUGAUUAUUCCUGAUCAUUUGUAAAAUCUAUAAAGUUGCAUAUUCAUGUGCAUACUUUAUGUUUAUCUUCAUCCUAUAAAUGAACACCAAUAAAACAGAAUAAAUAGCACGAAAGAAGGUACAACGUUUUGAUACCAAA
Molecule: messenger RNA, 2151 nt
Organism: Brassica rapa (field mustard)
Lineage: Eukaryota; Viridiplantae; Streptophyta; Magnoliopsida; Brassicales; Brassicaceae
Product: bifunctional L-3-cyanoalanine synthase/cysteine synthase D2
Molecular function (GO): cysteine synthase activity
Source: RefSeq, a predicted model, not a curated record